Messenger RNA from Branchiostoma floridae (Florida lancelet), 4974 nucleotides. RefSeq lists its product as uncharacterized. Lineage: Eukaryota; Metazoa; Chordata; Leptocardii; Amphioxiformes; Branchiostomatidae. The transcript is spliced from 5 exons. The record is from RefSeq and is a predicted model, not a curated record. The coding region runs from base 37 to 3114 and encodes 1025 amino acids.
CCGUCUUGUCACUUACUAGUAUUGCCCAUUUAGAGAAUGGACAAUACUGCAAAUGUUGUAAAGCAAGGAGAGCGACCGAGGCAUUACUGUGGACAUUGUGACCAAUCGCUGGGAUAUCGCGCGUUUUAUCGCCAUAAAAGACUCUAUUUCGAGAACGGAAAAUGGAAGAAGGAGGACCACUUAACGAGAUCAUCUGAUAACGCCGGACAGGAACUAUCGGAAAAUGGUGAUUGCGGUAUUGAAACCACAGUGCCACCCCCCGAAGAAGAUUCGUCCCGGCUUGGUGACCCUUGUCUGGAUUACGAAGCAGAACAAGAAUUUGAGGCGUCGGAUCAAGACGGUGGUGACGUCACUCCCACGGAGGAAAGAGAUCGAGACGGCUGGCUGGAAGAAGAAGACCUCCAUCUUUUUCUUAGCGAGACAUCCGACUCUGCCUCCAGCGACGAAGAUGGUGGCGAUGAAAGCACUACAAGGGCAGGAGUCUUUCGCGAGGAAACGGGAGACCCACGUGUGGCUGUGGAGGCAAACAGUGGCGAGGAAGAUGCAGAAAUAUGGAUGGAAGAAAUGCUGCAAGGAGAUGAGUUUGCCCCAAUCAGCGAAAGCGUGGCGGACAACGAAAUGCCAGAGGAGAGACGUCGGGAAACUGUGUUCAUGCGCCUGUUAGCUAUGGUUUUGUUAGUGUGGCAGACGAUAUUUAAGAUUUCUGAUAGUGCAGUCUACUCAUUGUUGCUAUGUUUUAAACUGUUCAUUCAGGCUAUCGGACAUGCUUAUGGUGUUCAGAGUAUCAUUGACUUUUCCCAUAAUAUCCCUAUAACGCUGUAUACUCUCAGGAACUGUGUAGGUCUAGACCGAAAUAACUUCACGAAAUUCGUUGUGUGCCCAAAAUGUAACACCAGAUACACGAUGGAGGAGUCAUUCCACAUUAAGAGAAAUGGUUCAAAAGUGUCCAAUAAGUGUGAAUUUGUACCGUUUUAUAGUCACCCACACAGGCGUUCUGAGCUUCGACAGAAAUGUGGUACAGUUUUAAUGAAGAAGGUGAAAUCUGUCAAAGGCGAGGAGUACAUGUAUCCUAAGAAGACUUACUGUUACAAAAGUGUAGUAGAAACACUCCAAACCUUUGUGAAAAGACCGGACUUUAUGAGCAAGUGCGAAGAGUGGAGAGAGAGGAAUGUCAAAGAAAACGAAAUGGCGGAUAUUUAUGAUGGUCAAGUGUGGUCAGAUUUCCAGUAUGUAGACGGAACAGCCUUCUUGGCGGAACCUAACAAUCUGGCCUUCAUGCUAAACUGUGAUUGGUUUCAGCCAUACAAACAUAGCGAAUACUCAGUAGGUGUACUGUAUCUUGUAGUGUUAAAUCUGCCCCGCGAAGAACGGUUUAAAGAAGAGAACAUGAUUGUAGUAGGGAUAAUUCCAGGACCUAAGGAGCCUAAACUGAAUAUCAAUACAUUCUUAGAGCCAUUAGUAGAAGAGUUGCAAUACCUGUGGAAGGGCGUGCUCUUGCAGGAUAACUCUGACCUGGAAGAACAGUUGUACCGUGCUGCUCUUGUAUGUCUAUCUUCAGAUAUUCCAGCUGCCCGCAAGUGUGGAGGCUUCGUUGGACAUUCGGCAUUGAGAGGGUGCAGUAAAUGUUUGAAAACAUUUACGAGGGCAAGAUUUACAACUAAGGCAGACUACUCCGGCUUUGACAGAACAGCCUGGACGCCACGCGUACAUGCUGACCAUGUGCGCUAUGCCAAGUUGGGCAGGAGAGCCAAGACAAAGGCAGAAAGGAAAAGGAUGGAAGACCUGUAUGGGGCAAGAUGGUCGGAACUUUUCCGUUUGACUUAUUUUGAUUCUUGUAAAUAUGUGGUGAUUGACCCGAUGCACAAUUUGUUACUGGGUACUGCCAAGCAUGUGUUUAAAGUGUUCAUUGAACUAGGUGUCAUCAGUAAGAAGGAUCUUGAUGUAAUUCAAUGUAGAAUAAAUAGUAUGAAGGUGCCACAUGACGUUGGAAGAAUUCCACGCAAGAUAGCUUCUGGAUUUAAUGGAUUUACCGCCGAUCAGUGGAAGAACUGGACCUGCAUUUAUUCACUGUUUUGCUUAAAGGGCCUGAUAGACACUUGCUAUUAUGAGAUGUGGUGCUAUUUUGUUCAAGCUUGUCGCUUGUUGUGUGUUCGAGUUAUCACACGUGAAGCUUUAUAUGAAGCAGACUGUCACCUGCAGGCCUUUUUGAAUAAGUUUGAGGUAUUGUGUGGGCCACACCAUUGUACUCCCAACAUGCACCUACACCUGCAUCUGAAGGAUUGCAUUAUUGACUAUGGUCCUGUGUAUUCUUUUUGGUGUUUCUCAUUUGAACGGUACAAUGGCAUGUUGGGGAAAUAUAACCACAACAACAGGAACAUUGAGCUACAGAUAAUGAGGCAAUUCCAGCAGUGCAAACAACUCAAUACGAUCGACUGGCCCCAAGAUUUUGGAGAAAGGUUCAAAAAUCUUCUGAAGGGUAAGAAGACGUUCUUCGCCUCAGGCGCACAAAGCAAUCCAUUGUGGCAAGAUCUGCUUGUGAUAGACAACGCCUCUAGGGUAGAACCACUGUCACCAUUCCGCAAUAUUGUAAUCGGUCAGGCUGUUCGCCGUUUGUUGUAUUGUAUGUAUCAAACAAUGUUUCCGAUAUUAGAUGUUGUACAUAUUGACCUGUUUGCCAUGUCAUGCGCUAGAGUCAAAUGUAAUGGUGUAACCCUUGCUGUGGACAACUGUAGAUAUGAGAGGUCAGCGUGUAUAUAUGCAAAAUGGUGCUCUACUAAUCCUGGAUCGGACGAACCAACCAUUGACCCACGUACAGAAGAACGCCCUGCUGUCUUGAGGGAAGUUAUUCUGGUCCACAUUGUGUUAGGAAAUGGGCGAAAAUGUUCGCACGCUGUGGCCAGGGUAACUUGGUAUGAACACCACCCCGAAAGGUGGUUCUAUGGUCCUGGAAGUCCGAUUCAGGUUUGGGGGCUUGGCUUUGAGCCAGAGUCACCUGCAUCAUUCAUACCGAUUGAAUGUAUUGGAGGAAGGUGUGUGUCAAGCACAACGGCUGUAGAGUUUGGACGGAUGGAGGAAAGGGUUUCCGUGAUUGUACCACUCUGCAAAGGAGUGUAGAAUUCUUAGCCUGGACUGUUGAAGUAUUUCACAGCAGGACGCGUGUGUUCUUACUCUUUGUUUGAAGAACAGUGUGCUUUUGUACCCGAUUGGUGUGGUCGGGAAAACUAAGUAAACGUUGUAAAUAUGUUUGAUAGACGCUACCUUUUGUAUAUAGCGAAUUAGAAAAGACAGGUUGAUGUAGCGCUUACGGGGCUCUAAAUUUGAUAAUGGAUGUUCAAAAUAAAUAUGGAAACUAUACGCACGAAGCCUGGGAGAACUUUAUGAUAGAAAACACACACAUAGCUACGCUUCGCUUUCCGUUUGUUUUAUAAAAGAAAUCAAAGCCCACAUGACCCAAAUUGAACAAAUGAAAAACGCCGUAAGAUUUACAAAUAUUGUUUUUACCAAACUUGUUAAAUGUUUAUUUUCGUCUGGUUUUAAUCUAGGCAAGAAAAAAUCGCACCAAGCGUAGGUACGUCAUGAUUUUUGAAUCGAUUGUCGCGGUUUGUUUGGUUUGGGUGGAUAGUUUCUUCUGUCAAUUUUUUCUUUGUCUAUUGAUAGAAAAUAGGCAACUUUAAGACUUGUUAAACUGCUGCUUUUUCAUGUGAUUUUGUUUAACAUUCAGGCUUUUUUCAGAAUACGUACCGGGCAUUUUUUUUCAAAACAAAAGCUUUCUUGUUUUCUUCAAAAGCACGUUGGUCUAAACCGAAGCGGCUGAUGUUUUAUCUGCUCGUAAUGACUAUGUCGGUAUAGAAUGUAACAAAAUAUUAUCGCCAAAUGUGUCAAAAUGUCCAUUUUCUGGUGGUUCAAUCUAGGCAACAAUAUACUGCAGAAAAAUACAAUCUCAUUGAAUCUGUUGUUUUUUUUCGUUUGCGUUUGUUCGCGCGUUCAUUUUCUAUUGUUCUAAAACAAAACACAUCCGUCUAAAUCGAAGCUGCCGGUUCGUUGAUCAGCUUAGUGUGUCAAAUGACAGACUAAUCCACCAAAGACUGUCAUAACAUGUUCAAUAUAAUCGUCAAAUGUUUAUUUUAGUGUGGUUAAAUGUAGGUAACAAUCUACAGCUGAAAAAUUACGAACCGAGCGUUGGUAUAUAUACGCAAUGUUUUCUUAUGUUUCAAAAGCACAAAUUGGUCUAUAGACUGAAGCGGCCGUUUACUUGAUAAGCUUAGGGCGAAUGAAUGGUGGAAAAUGUUAUCGUCAAACGUGUUAGAAUGUCAAUUUCGUGUACUUCAAUCUAGCAAGGACGUUAUCUAGGCAACGAACUGCUGCAGCAAAACACGAAUAAAAUAAUUUAGCUUGGGUAAGCCAUGGUAAGCUAAAAACUUAGACCCUACUGAAGCUUGAGUAUGCAAUAACACCAAACGCUGGUAUAGGACGCGCUCAUUGUUAUUUUUGGUGUUCAUUCUAGGCAACGAUUCAUUGAAGAGAACGAUGAAAAAUGAUAGUAUACGUGCCACGCGUUGGUACGCCUUUCUUUGUUGUUGUUCAAUGUAUUCGUUUAAAUCGGGCGUUUGUGGGGUUUUUCUUGACUGAAAAUGCCAGACAAGUCAAUACACAUCCGCAUCGAGAGCACUUUUAUGUAAAGCGAAUUUCCUGUACCAAUCUUACCCAAACCCAUUCUCAUGACAAAGUAUUAUUUAUGUCUCUCAAUUCACACACACGAUGGUCUCUUGUUUGGCAUUACUCAAGAUACGAGACGUGAGCAGGGGCCGUAUAUUCCCAUACAUGUCUUAUUACCGGAUAUGCAGGCGUAAGCGGUAAUAUGCAGGACCCGCGCUUGUCAUGACAGGAUAUGACCGCACAUGCCCCGGAUAUACCAGAUUUCACGGGACAUAUGCAACCCCAAAAACGACCGGAUAUUCAAGUUUUCGUGUAGUG